Molecule: messenger RNA, 2285 nt
Organism: Tachysurus fulvidraco (yellow catfish)
Lineage: Eukaryota; Metazoa; Chordata; Actinopteri; Siluriformes; Bagridae
Gene: sms
Product: spermine synthase
Exons: 11
Coding region: 150-1232 (360 amino acids)
Biological process (GO): spermine biosynthetic process
Molecular function (GO): spermine synthase activity
Source: RefSeq, a predicted model, not a curated record
GCUGCCCUCCGCCUACUUCUAUAGCACCGGUGCGAAGAUCACAACAGCUCCACUUUUCACCUCCUGCGCGCGUUUAAAUCCCGCUACACACUCAUCCCUUUUUCACACCGGCCGCCUUCUCCAGGCAUGGCAGACGGCCCUGUCCCAUCAUGGCAGUGCGACAUUACACCCUCGACUUCAAGCUCUCUGCACCAGCUGACCAUUCUGCGACUGUUCGUGGCCUGCAGUCUAUAUUUCAAGAGCAGGAAAUGACAGAAACUGUUCAUGACACAGAGGGACAUGGAUACUUGGCCACAUUUAUUGGCAAGAAUGGCAGAUUUGCUAUCCUGAGACUGCUCUCUCAAGGUCUGGUGACUUUUGACCUGCAGUGUUGUGAAGGAGACGAUUUAGCACAAGUGGACAGUCUACUGAAUGCACUAGAGACGAAGCUGAACAUCCUGCUACAUGGAACUAUCCAGAGGGUGAAGAGGCUCCCUGCGCUGCAGCGAGGGGGAGAGGUGGACAGGUACUGGCCUACAGCUGACGGCAGGCUCAUAGAAUAUGACAUCGAUGAAGUUGUGUUUGAUAAAGACUCUGUGUACCAAAACAUCAAAAUCCUGCACUCGCAUCAGUUCGGCAAUAUCCUCAUCCUCAACGGGGACGUUAAUUUAGCAGAAAGCGAUUUGCCCUACACACAGGCCAUUAUGGGCAAUGGCAGAGAGCAUUACGCUGGGAAAGAGAUCCUGAUCCUGGGUGGAGGAGAUGGAGGCAUCCUUUUUGAAGCCGUCAAGCUCAAACCAAAGAUGAUCACCAUGGUGGAAAUAGACCAGAUGGUGAUCGACGCAUGCAGGACACACAUGAGGAAGACUUGUGGGAAUGUUCUGGAUAACUUGAAAGGGGAUUGUUAUGAAGUUUUGGUAGAGGACUGUGUUCCAAUACUUAAAAAGUUUGUAGAAGAGGGAAGGACAUUUGAUUAUGUCAUCAAUGAUCUAACCGCAAUCCCCAUUUCUACAGCACCUGAGGAGGAGUCAACGUGGGAAUUCCUGAGGCUCAUUCUGGAUCUAUCAAUCAAAGUUCUACGACCUACUGGCAAGUACUUUUCCCAGGGUAACUGCGUGAAUCUCACUGAGGCACUUAGUGAGUAUGAGGGGUUGCUGAGAAAGCUUUCAUGCAAGGUAGAUUUCUCCAAAGAGGUGGUGUGUGUUCCUUCCUACCUAGAGUUAUGGAUGUUCUACACCGUUUGGAAGAAGUAACACUUGGUCACUGCUUGCUGACGCUUCACCCUUCGAUGCACUGAGGGGAAACAUGCACACAUUUCUCCAUGCACUGUUUUACUCUCCCUCUGCACCCUCCUUUUUUUAGAUGCCAUUUUUUAUUUUUAUUUUUGAAAUCACACAAUGAUUGUAUGUUUGUUUUAAGUUUGUUAGAAGAUGUACUGUGCGGUUGCUCUAUAUUGACCCGUUAGUGAACACUGUGGCCCUGUGUGUUUUUGUGUGUACGCGAAAGGACACGACGCUGCAGAUUACACUGAAACCUGAAGGGUAAUUAAGCAAGUUUUCCACCUGAGUGCAGUGAACCAUCAGACAACCGACUUUUUGCAUUCUGAUUUUAUGAUAAAUUAUGCUUUUUACUGUAGCUUCACUGAUCUUGUUGUGUGUGUUUACUUUUUUCCUUCCUUUUGUUACUGAGCUUUGAGUGUGAUUUGACCCACUGGAAAUUUAAUAGCAGUGUUGAUGCUGAGGGUGCUCCAGUAGGAUCCUUUCUGUUUAAUCACUUGUUAAAAGGGAAAAGGGUUCUGCAGUGGCAGAGUUUAUUUAAAAUUUAAUAAGCUGAACUGUGAAUUUUUUUUUUAAAAAUUAUUUGUACAUUCAAGUUUGUUUUCUGUGCAUUUGCCACAUGUGCUUGAAGGAAAGAGGCUUUCACUGAAUGUAGUUCCCACAUAUUUGCAUUUAAAAUCCAUAUUAAGGUGUUUCAUUUACCUUAUUUAUUUGAUUUUGAUUUAUUUCAGCGAAUACACCGUAAUUUUGCUCUGAAAACAAACAAACAAAAAAACAACAAUGAGGUAACCAGAGUGAUACACAGCUAUUAAAGAAACUUGGAGAGAACUUUUACUGGCUGCAGACAUGUCUAUCAAAUUUAUUUUUUACUGACAUAUACAAUAACUGAAUAUGGUUGAUAAACAGAGGGGGAUUCGAAUUGAAGAUUCAGUUCAGCCUAUUUAUGAUGAUGAAAUGCUUUUGGAAGAAAAAACAUAAGGUACAGAGGUAAAUUGAAUAUUUCAUUAAAACUAUUCCCAUGACCCAUCA